Molecule: messenger RNA, 705 nt
Organism: Candida albicans SC5314
Lineage: Eukaryota; Fungi; Ascomycota; Pichiomycetes; Serinales; Debaryomycetaceae
Exons: 1
Coding region: 1-705 (234 amino acids)
Source: RefSeq, a predicted model, not a curated record
AUGCAAGGAAGUUACAACAACAAUGGUCUACCAAGACCCUACUAUAUGAAACCAUCCAAAAAAAAACUGUCACCGUAUUCGAAUUUGAAAGAACCAAUUGUAUAUUUCAAUAACCCAAAAAGAAAAUUAGUGGGAUAUAUAAUAAUGUUCAGUUUAAUUGGGAUAUUAAUGUGGUGGAUCUCUCAAGAUUUUAAAGGGAGACCAGAAGUCGAAUAUGAAUUAGUCAAGAAUGAAAAAUCAGGUGAAAAGAAUACUCCAAUGGAUCUUAAAAAUAGUGCCAAUUUGGACAAGAUUGUGAAUGCAGUUGGUUCAAAAGCAGACAAGGAAAGUGAAAAUCUCGAUUUAGCAGAAAAUUUGUCAGAAGGUUCUAAAGGACAAAAGGGAAUUGGUGUAGCUGAAGCACCUAAAGGAGGAAUAGCUAAUGAGGCACCAGUUGUUGGCAACGAUGAAGAAGAAUUGGUUGGUACUGGUAAGGGUGGACAAAAACAGCAAAAAGCUGAUGGGAACCCAAAGGGGAAAGGUUAUAAAGCAUCUAUUGGAAAGACAGGUGAUAAAGAUUCUGUUCCUGCUGGUGCUGGCGCUCCUGCUGGUGUUGAUAGCCCCAAGGGAAAAGCUGAACCUGUACCUGAUGUUGAAGAUGCUGCUGCUGCUGCAAGACUAUCUAAUGAAGACACAGUUCAACAGAUUAUAGAAGAUACUGCAUGA